Molecule: messenger RNA, 417 nt
Organism: Rhinolophus ferrumequinum (greater horseshoe bat)
Lineage: Eukaryota; Metazoa; Chordata; Mammalia; Chiroptera; Rhinolophidae
Product: embryonic polyadenylate-binding protein 2-like
Exons: 1
Coding region: 1-417 (138 amino acids)
Molecular function (GO): RNA binding
Source: RefSeq, a predicted model, not a curated record
AUGGAGCAGGCCCAGGGGCCAGAGCCACCCAGGGCGCAGCAACUGGGUGGAAAAGAGGAGGGCCCUGGGGCCAUACUGGCCCAGCAGCUGCAGACUCCAAAGACAGACGUCCCCUGCCCUGGAAUUCCCAUGGAGAAGGUGGAAGUGGACCACAGAUCCAUCUAUGUGGGCGAUAUGGACUCCGGGGGCGCCACUGAGGAGCUGGAGGCCUAUUUCAACCAUUGCGGGGAGGUCCAGCGUGUCACCAUCCUGUGUGACAAGUUCUCCGGAUACUCCAAAGACUAUGCCUACAUAGAAUUUGCCACUGAGAGCACAGGCCAGGUUGCUAUGGAGCUGGACGAGAGAAUUUUCCGAGGCCGGGUCAUCAAGGUGCUGCCCAAAAGGACCAACUUACCAGGGAUCAGCUCCACGGACUGA